Messenger RNA from Gigantopelta aegis, 2194 nucleotides. Its product is annotated as tetraspanin-33-like. The record is from RefSeq and is a predicted model, not a curated record. The transcript is spliced from 7 exons. The coding region runs from base 379 to 1284 and encodes 301 amino acids. Gene Ontology annotation, cellular component: membrane. Lineage: Eukaryota; Metazoa; Mollusca; Gastropoda; Neomphalida; Peltospiridae.
GUUCAUAAGACCCGCCCCCAGUCACCUGUUGAGUACUCAGUUUAGUAUUAUCUCAAAUCGAAAGGAAACCGCUGUUAGCGAUCUUCGUCAUAAAGUGCAUGUCACGUGAGUUUUAAUAAAUCGUGGAUUACUUCAUUUCGAGGGACUUCGUAACGGAUAUAGCACGAACAGUGUGUGGAUACAUAUAUUCGGUUUACCACUAUGUACUCGAUAACAUCGACGAUAACGACAUAGCACCACGAACCGUACAGAUAAAAUAUUUACUGUGUCUGUCUGAUGACCGAAUGGUUAAACAUAACUGCAUUGUUUUCUAUACAUGACAUGAAAUCAUCCACCGAUGACAUUAAUUAGACAAAGGAAGUAAACAGUAAACUGGCCAUGGCGGGAAUACGGCGAAGAGACAGAUCGGAAGUCAGCAUUGUUACCAAAUAUUUCCUAUUUUUUCAAUGUUUUAUUAUGUGGCUGGUGGGCCUGGCCCUGAUGGCGGUCGGUGCGUACAUCCUGACGUACAAGAAGAAGCGGGUCCGUGACGCCAUCGACUUCUUCCUCGACCCAUCGUGCGACCUCUGUCUUGCGGGGUCCGUCGCCUUCUUUGUGUCCUUCUUUGGCUGUAUGGGCUCUCUCAGGGAGAACGUCGUCUUCCUGAAGAUUUAUUACUACUUCACGGCGAUCUUCCUGCUAGGAGAAGUAGUUCUCGCCAUCCUUGUCUUUAUCUUCUACUACGUUCCGGAUGUACGACAAAAGCUCCAUCUAUUUCCGGAAGAGACGUUCCGGGACGCCAUCUUGAAAUACAGAGAUGAUCCUGACAUGCAGAAUCUUAUAGACAACUUUCAAACUAGUAUGGAGUGCUGUGGUCUUUCUAACGACAACGAAGGCUACAAGGACUGGAAUAAUAACGUCUACUUCAACUGCACGGCCUCGAACCCGAGCCCGGAGCGCUGUUCCGUCCCGCCAUCCUGCUGCCGAAUAAAGCCCGGUGACACGACAAAUAUACUAUGUGGAGCGCAUAUAAACAAAAUUGAUAAGGGUGGUUUCGUCGUGCCCCAGGACGUGUCUCGGAUAUACACUAAAGGCUGCCUCAAAGCUCUAGGAGACUGGAUUAACGCCCAUUCCUUGAUGAUUGGGGGUAUUCUUAUAGGAAUACUCAUACCUCAGGUGAUCUUCAUCUGCAUGGCCAGGAACAUGAUCGACUCGGUGAAGGUUCAGCUGCACAAACAGCGACUCAAUGAGGAGCGGCAGCUGAGGCAGGAGCGACAACGAGACCAGAACACAGAGCGAUACUAACUCCAUACCCAGGGGUGGAUCCAGGGGGUACCAAGGAACUCACCCCUCCCUAAAUAUAGUCAAGUUCCUAUCUUUUGUCUGGGAAAAAGUCAUUGGGCUGCCCUUUUUACGAGUUUGUCAAUGUGCCCUUUUUCUUAUCCCAAAAAAUAUUUCCAGGAACCGCCCCUGACAUCUACCUGACUUGAUGACCGAGAGACACAGUGUAUCUGUGCUUCUAUGAAUGGACCCCUGAUGAUGGCAUAAUCUGUCAAACAACAAUGUGAGCAUGUGUUGAAAAGUGAUUGUGUUUUGCCAAAGUAUCUAUACAAUAGUUUUUACAAGUCAGUGGUUAGGAAUUUAUUUUGUUGAACCUUUGUUCUUGCAAUAUCUUAAAAAUCUAGGCUUGAAGUAAUUUUUGAAGCUACAGUUUGUACAUUGAAAUAUGUUUAAUUAAUUGUAUAAUAACGGACAUAAAUUGUGCGGCAAUUUGGGUUAAAUGUUCAAAGUAAUAUCAGUGUAAAUAAUUAAUUUAUUUUGCUACUAACCCAUCGUCAUAAACUUGCUCCACAUGUUAACAUUUACUUCGUCUUAUAGGAGGUUUUGCACCUAAUUCUACAACAAAGGUGAAUAGUAAAGUGACAGAAUGAUUGACAGAUGAUUGCAUAAUUUGGUCACACUCAAAACAGUAUUCUAAAUGCAUUCCUAACCGUGACUGGGUUUUUUCAUUAAUAAAGAAAUAUUUUAAUCAAAUGUUGUGAAUAUAUAUGAUUGUAAUACCCCAGUCUUUCAUCCAAUCUUUCAUCAUGGUGUACUAGUUUUCAUGUGAACGAUGGUUGUGCUAUUGCCGAUUCAUUUGAUAUGGAUUUAACAGUGUAUACUACACAUUCAUUUGGAAAUAUAUCGUACAUGUUAUUAAAUAUUUUAUACACAG